This is a messenger RNA of Amblyraja radiata (thorny skate), 3336 nucleotides long. It is a transcript of the gene rasal1a, whose product is annotated as RAS protein activator like 1a (GAP1 like). The record is from RefSeq and is a predicted model, not a curated record. Lineage: Eukaryota; Metazoa; Chordata; Chondrichthyes; Rajiformes; Rajidae. Gene Ontology annotation, biological process: cellular response to calcium ion; intracellular signal transduction; negative regulation of Ras protein signal transduction. Bases 208 to 2769 code for a protein of 853 amino acids. The transcript has 22 exons. Gene Ontology annotation, molecular function: GTPase activator activity.
ACCUGGUGGAGGUGUCCGUCUGUGUCUCAGUCUUGGCUUCAUUGAUUGACUUGGUGGAUUUGCAGAGGCGGGGAGAAGGGAUUCCCGUGUCUCUUGCAGGAGUCAGCGCUCGGCGGCGGCUGACGAGGGGGAUGAAUGCAACAAGGUCCAAGUGCUGUCACAUCGCCUUAUAAAUAAAGAAAUAAACUUUGCAUUGGCGCAUCCGUCAUGGCUAGGAACACCACCUUGUAUUUUCGUCUUAUCGAGGGAAGAAAUUUGCCAGCAAAGGACGUAUCUGGUACCAGUGAUCCUUACUGCCUGAUCAAGGUGGAUAAUGAAGUGGUGGCGAGAACUGCGACAGUAUGGAGGGACCUGAAUCCAUUCUGGGGUGAAGAAUAUACUCUCCACCUGCCCAUGGGCUUUCAUAACCUCUCGUUUUAUGUCAUGGACGAAGACACCAUUGGGCACGACGAUGUCAUAGGGAAGAUUUCUCUAAACAGGGAGUACAUUGCAGCUCAUUUAAGAGGUAUUGACAACUGGAUAAAUUUGGUUCGAAUUCACCCGGAUGAGGAGAUUCAAGGAGAGAUACACCUGGGUUUAGAGAUUCUCCGCGAUCGGCAGACUAAAGUCCUAAAGUGCCAUCUUAUCGAAGCCAGAGACCUUGCACCGAGAGAUAUCUCUGGCACGUCAGACCCGUUUGCAAGACUGGUGUUCAACAACAAAACUACAGAAACAGCAACAAUAAAGAAGACUCGCUUUCCCCACUGGAAUGAGGUGUUUGAGUUUGAACUGGAGGAUCACAAGCCAACGGAAGACAUGAUCUUCACUGUGGAAGUCUGGGACUGGGACAUGGUGGGAAAGAACGACUUUCUUGGGAAGAUUGACUUUGAUUUGGAGGAAGUUCAGAAGACUCAAAUGACCCGGGGCUGGUUUAGGCUGUUGCCUUUUGAAAAAGUUGAAGAUGAUUCAGGUGGUAAAUUGGGAGCGUUACGAUUAAAGGUCAGGCUGGCAGAAGAGCGGAUAUUGCCCUCGAUGUACUAUCAGCCUCUGAUUGAUCUUCUGGUGGACUCUGUAAUCUCUCCAUCCAAGAGCGGUGCUGUGGACUGGCCAAACAUAAGGACCACUGUGCCCCAAUCUGCACAGGCUUACGAUGAACGGCAGGCAGCAGCAGACCCCCUGAACUGGGUUGAGGAUGUCACCCCUCUUACCAUGUUGGAGGAGGUUACCACCGUGGAGAGCAGACAAGACAUGGCUGUGACACUGGUGAAGAUGUUCCUUGGUCAGGGCUUGGUGGUACCUUUCCUUGACCACCUCAACAUGAGAGAAGUGAACAGAACAACUGAUCCAAACACACUUUUCAGAUCAAAUUCUUUGGCCUCCAAAGCAAUGGAACAGUUUAUGAAGUUGGUGGGAAUGCCAUAUUUGCAUGAGGUGCUGAGGCAAAUCAUUAACCGUAUUUUUGAUGAGAAGAAAUAUGUUGAACUGGAUCCUAGCAAGAUUGACCUGAACAAAAUAAGGAGAAUCUCUUUCAAAGGGGGCCAUUCAGAAGCCAACGUGAGAGAAUGGAGCCAGGAGAUGUUAAAGUCAUACCUGAGUGAUGUGAUAGAUGCCAUUGUGAGUUCUGUGGAACAGUGCCCAGCCGUGAUGAGAGUUGUGUUCAAACAACUGCACAAACGAGUGGCAGAGCAGUUUCCCGAAGCCGAGAAUGAGGAUGUAAAGUACUUGGCUAUCAGUGGUUUCCUGUUCCUGAGGUUCUUUGCUCCAGCUAUUUUAACUCCAAAACUCUUCAAACUCCGAGAUCACCACGCUGAUACGAGGACAGGGAGAACUCUGCUACUUUUAGCAAAGGCUGUUCAGAGUAUCGGUAACCUGGGGCUGCAGCUGGGGUAUGGGAAGGAGAUCUGGAUGACCCCCCUCCAUCCAUUCAUUCUGCAGAGCGUUAGCUGUGUGAAGGACUUCCUUGAUAAACUCAUAGACAUCGAUAAUGAAAAUGCUGCAGACCUGCAGCCACGCUUGACCUUCCACCCAUCACUGACCAUUAAGGAAGGCUACCUCCACAAACGCAAAGCUGAAGAUGUCAACCUUGUUACUCGCUUCACCUUUAAAAAGCGCUACUUCUGGCUCAGCAGUGAAAGCCUAUCGUAUGCCAAGUCUUCCGAUUGGCAGGUGAAAUCUUCCAUUCCAGUGCAGCGUGUUUGUGCCGUCGAGCGGGUGGAUGAGAAUGCUUUCCAGCAGCUCCACAUGAUGCAGGUCAUCACACAAGACAAUGAGGCACAGCUCCACAUAAUGUACAUCCAGUGCAAGAACGUGAAUGAACUGAAUCAGUGGCUAUCGGCUAUCAGGAAAGCCAGUCUCUACAAUCAACAUAUGCUUCCUUCCUUCCAUCCAGGUUCUUAUAGAAGUAACCGGUGGACAUGUUGUCUGCACACAGAAAGGACCGUGCAGGGGUGCAGCCGGACACACUCCGCCGUGACCCUGGGGGACUGGAGUGACCCCCUCGACCCUGACGUUGAGGCUCAGACCAUCUACAAGCAGCUGCUGCAAGGCAGAGAGAAGCUGAAAAAGAAAUACUUUGAGCCUCUAGACACAGGCUCGUUGACGGAGCAGGAGGAGAGAGUGGACACGGAUGGAACUAACGCAGCAGGGGUGGAGAAGAGUCGUUCUUUGCACGACCAACAAACGGCAGCCGUCACCAGGCUUCUGGAAGUGGUACGAGACCUCGAACAUGCCCACCAAGCAUUUGAAAGCAGGGAGAAGGAGAAGCAAGCCAACGAACUGUCCGUUCCCUGAGUAACUUGUUGCCACCGGCCAUGAGACCCAUCAGUGAAUGCUCUGUGCACAGCAUGCAACAAUUGGGUCUGUGGCUUUAAACAAGAACAAAGUACAUAAUUUGCCUCAUUGCCAUUUGCAACACAUAGAUACAGAGGCCAGAAAAUGAUGCCCAUCUGGGGAAGAAGCUGCAUCAUUAUCACAAAUAACCCAUAUCCAUGGCAACACUGGGGUGAGUUGCCAUUUAAAGUAAAAAAGGAGAUUUAAACCAUUAUUAAUGUAAGGACACUGAGGUUUUUAGCCCCUGAGCCAGUACUGUAUUCUAAAACCUGUCCCAUUUACUCAUUUGUAAAGAUGUCCUUCUUGGUAGCAUGCCACUGUACCACAGGAAAUCAACAAUUCAUCUUAGCAUAGUGAUUCAAAGUAAUCAAGUGUGUGUGAAGUUGGCCAGCCAUAGGCCCCAAGCAUCAGCUUAACAUACCUCUGGACUGCUGUAAACUGGUUCAGAGAAGCUGUGAUACUGGUGACACAAGGAAUUGCUGCUGCUGGAAUAUUGAGCAAAACACAAGUGCUGGAGGAACCUAACGG